CCCAUGAGUCACAACACCUGCUCCGACUCGGAAAGUAAGGGGCAUUAAAACCCAUCGUUCUUACAGUAAAAGCCUUUCCUAGAAUUCCAUCAAAUAUCAAUCACGGCAUAAUCAUAUUACCCGACCUUUGGAAGUAAAACGACGGGAAGGCUGCUAGUUUUCUCAGCUGAAGGAUCUCGGUGAUGUACGACUUGACUAUACUAGAAACUCCGAUACAUCAUUCGUUAACGACACGUGUGGGGCAUGAGCUCGUUUUCUUCAAAUGAAGUGACUGCGGUCCUUCUAUUGGGCGUGGCGAACCAUGUAUUAUUUCAUCGGUACGAGCCCUCGAGGUCGAACUUGGGAUUCGCGAUCCUAGUCCUAGCGGUCCAACCCCUGCUACUGUUCCUUUACCUCCUCUUCCACUCCUCCCAAACCAUACCCUUCGAGUCCCAUACCAAUACUCUUCUCCCCCUCCUCCGCAUCUAUACCAGUUUUUACCUCACCCUAGCAACCUCCAUCGCCUUAUACCGCCUCUCUCCCUUCCAUCCUCUCGCCAAAGUCCCGGGUCCCACUCUCGCCAAGGUCAGUAAGCUGUGGGGUCUAUGGGCAUGUUCGACGGGUCGACAACACAUGAUCAAUAAACAGUUACAUGAUAAGUACGGGUCUACAGUUAGAACCGGACCAAAUGAAAUAUCAACUAUCGACUUGUCCGCUAUAAGCGCUGUCCUUGGCGCUAGUGGUUUGCCCAAGGGGCAAUGGUACUCUGUCCGCCAAGACCUUAGGGCGCCGAAAAGCCUUCUCUCUCUUUCCGGAGAUGAACAUGCCAGCAGAAGGAAGUUAUGGAAUCGAGGGUUGAGUUGGGAGGCGUUACGAGAACAUGAAAGGGAUUUAUGGAAACGAGUUGAAGAACUUUCCGAUGCGAUAGCAUUCUGGGAAGAGGGGCAAGGACAGGGGCAAGGGCAGUCUGGGAAGGGAAUCGUCGAUAUUGGGAGGUGGUUUGAAUAUUUCACGUUUGAUUUCAUGGGUGAAAUGGCCUUCGGUCACGGUUCCCAGAUGGUCAAGGAAGGCGGUGACAAGGCAGGUCUGUUGAAGGAGCUCAAAAAGUUCUCAUGGAUUCGAGCCUUCCUCAGUCACGUCCCAUGGACAUUCCAAUUGGCACAUAAACUCCCGUUCACCUCCCACCAGCUUCUUUCCGUUCGCGACUACGGGAUGGUUUGUGCACAGAGGCGCGUUCAAGAAGGAGCGACGAAGAAAGACUUGUGGUACUAUCUCAACGAUGAAGCUAGUCUCGAGAAAACCGAACCUCCGCUAUCCAACGUUCUUGCGGAUGGAAUGGUCGCUGUCCUUGCAGGAUCAGACACCGCUGCCGGAGUGAUGACGAUCGUGUUAUGGUGUCUACUCGCACAUCCAGAGUGGUAUACUCGGGUCGAAUCGGAAAUCGAUAUGGCGAUUGGUGAAAACCUAGAAGAGGGGUUCGAGUAUUCAGAGCUCGCCAAGAAACUGCCUUGUUUACAGGCUUGUAUAACCGAGAGUCUUCGACUCUUCCCCGCCGUUCCAACAAAUGGUCCGCGCCAAGUACCAGUAGGCAGUGGAGGAAGGGUCAUAUCUGGCUUCUUUUUACCAGAGUGCACUCAAGUCUACGUUCCUCCUUACGCCAUUCACCGCAGCCCAACGUACUUUUCCCCCGCCCCCGAAGACUUUGUACCCGAACGAUGGAUGACGUCGACGUCGACGAUACCACCACCCUCUGUCCCACUCUCCGAGCGCUCUUCUGAAGAACAUACAUACACAUAUACAUACACAACGAACCAAAACGCAUUUCUCGCAUUCUCCUUCGGUCCAGCCAACUGCGUCGGUAAAAAUCUCGCCAAGAUGCAAAUCACCCUCGUACUCGCUCUGUUAAUGAAACGAUUUCGAUUCAAAUUCGCACCCAGCUUCGAUUGGGAAACGUGGCCGGGGAGACUACAAGAUUUUUUUGUCGUUCAUAGGGACCCGUUGUAUGUGGAAAUGGUUGCGCGAUGAAGUGGGUGGCCUCCCUCCCAGCCCUCAGGCCUGGGCACGACUUGGGUAUCCAGACCAACUUGAACAUCAGAUUGAUUGAUUAGAGUGAGUCUGCCAUGCCGCUCUUGGUAGCUUCCUAAAUCACCAAAAUCAUACAUUCAUACUUUUUAAUGGUAUGUAGUAUGUACUACCUGAUGCACUUCUCUGCCCAAACACUUCUGAAAUGAUCCAGAGAUGUGUGGAAUAGGUUUAUUUACAUGGUCACUGCCAUCAGUUUGGAUUGCAUUCUAUAUCAUAGAGUAUAGCUCUUCUA
Molecule: messenger RNA, 2296 nt
Organism: Marasmius oreades (fairy-ring Marasmius)
Lineage: Eukaryota; Fungi; Basidiomycota; Agaricomycetes; Agaricales; Marasmiaceae
Exons: 12
Coding region: 244-2004 (586 amino acids)
Molecular function (GO): monooxygenase activity; iron ion binding; heme binding
Source: RefSeq, a predicted model, not a curated record